Messenger RNA from Capsicum annuum, 861 nucleotides. RefSeq names its product RNA-binding protein 42. The record is from RefSeq and is a predicted model, not a curated record. Gene Ontology annotation, molecular function: mRNA binding. Lineage: Eukaryota; Viridiplantae; Streptophyta; Magnoliopsida; Solanales; Solanaceae.
GCUCAGCAAUUAUUCCAGAGAGAUGCACAAACAAUCACACCUGAAGCACUUGAAAAUGUGAAAGCUGCACUUGCGAACAGCGAAAUUGAGCACAAGGCUGAGGCCAAAAAGAAGGCUAUACCUCGUAAGGCAGCAGGACAGAGUUGGGAGGAUCCUACUUUGGCAGAGUGGCCCGAAAAUGAUUAUCGUCUAUUUUGCGGUGAUCUUGGGAAUGAGGUGAAUGAUGACGUCCUAACAAAAGCCUUUUCAAGGUUUCCAACUUUUAAUAUGGCUAGGGUCGUGAGAGACAAGCGGACUGGUAAGACCAGGGGAUAUGGAUUUGUGAGUUUUUCCAACCCGUUAGACCUUGCUGCGGCAGUUAAAGAAAUGAAUGGAAAGUAUGUUGGAAACCGGCCUAUUAAACUUCGCAAGAGUAACUGGCAAGAGAGGACCGACCACGAGGCUCUGGCAAGUAACAAGAACCGAUCACAUAAGAAACCGAAGCAAGCAAAGAAUGGUCUGUUUCACAAGUGAGCGCACGCCUCUACCAUGAUAAUGACUCAAAACGGCAUAAUACUUGAGAUGUAUUUUGAAUGUGUAUUUAUCAAUUCCUUCACCAUUGUCGCGGGGAAAGCAGGGACAAAUGAUAGUGUCCCCGGAUGAUGCAGAGAGAUGGUUUCAGCCUCUGCUGGUUGACGUAUUUCUUCCUCGAGAGCUCUGGAUGAUUCCUUUUAGAAGCCAUAGAUAGGUGAAUGGGGGGGGAUUAGUUGUGGUUUGGAAACUUUGAUUUCACAAUAUUUGCUGUUUCAUACUUGUACCAACAAUGUACUUGGUUAAAUAUUAAACCUAAUGUAGGUUUAUUAAAGAUGAUUAAGUUCUACA